Messenger RNA from Fragaria vesca subsp. vesca, 1391 nucleotides. RefSeq names its product vacuolar protein sorting-associated protein 28 homolog 2-like. Gene Ontology annotation, molecular function: protein-containing complex binding. The record is from RefSeq and is a predicted model, not a curated record. Gene Ontology annotation, biological process: protein transport to vacuole involved in ubiquitin-dependent protein catabolic process via the multivesicular body sorting pathway. The transcript has 3 exons. The coding region runs from base 468 to 1097 and encodes 209 amino acids. Gene Ontology annotation, cellular component: ESCRT I complex. Lineage: Eukaryota; Viridiplantae; Streptophyta; Magnoliopsida; Rosales; Rosaceae.
AGAGCGGAACUUUUUCAACUGCUACACACACACGUAGAUGCCGUAAGCAGUAACAAGAAACAAUAAUAUCAUACGCUCUCACACACACGCAACCCAAAUCCACCUCUCUGUCUUUUCUCCUGCAAAUUUUCAUCAUCUUCGAGAAACCAACCAACCCUCAAUAAGUUUCAAUUUCCCCAAAAAUAAAAAUAAAAUAAAGCUCCAGUCUUUCUCCUCAGCUCAAGAAACCCAGAAGCAUAAUCAGGGUUGGGUCUCGGCGGCCAUGUCGGCUUGAGAUGACCGGCCAUGGCUUCCAAAGUCGUGAACUCGUGAUGGGGGCCAUGGCUUCUAUGUUAUAGUUAAAAGGUGAAUAAAGUUCUUUCCCCUUUUGCGCGUGUCCCGUCCUCUUCUCCAGUCCACGACAUACACACGCAGACUUAAGAGCUCUUGUUCUCUAUUUGAAAGACUCGGUAUAUUACAUCAGAAAAAUGGAGGUCAAGCUAUGGAAUGACAAGCGUGAAAGAGAAAUGUAUGAGAAUUUCUCUGAGUUAUACGCCAUUAUAAAGGCCACUGAGAAGCUUGAAAGGGCAUACAUUCGCGAUGUGAUCACUUCAUCGGUGUAUGAGAUUGAAUGCCAAAAACUCAUUGCACAUUUUAAGACUUUGUCAUCCACUCUUAAAGACACCAUCCCAAGCAUUGAGCGCUUUGCCGAUACAUAUAAGAUGGACUGCCCAGCAGCUAUAAACCGCCUUGUGACCUCAGGAGUUCCUGCCACAGUGGAGCACAGAGCUGCUGCAGCUUCUUCCAUGACUUCCUCAGCUGCUGCUGUGGCAGAGUGCACACAGAAUUUCAUUACGGCAAUGGACUCAUUGAAGUUGAAUAUGAUUGCAGUUGAUCAGGUGCACCCCCUGCUCUCGGACCUCGCAACAUCUCUCAAUAAGUUGACCUUUCUGCCAUCGGACUUCUUGGGGAAGGUGAAGUUGAAGGAAUGGAUUGCAAGGCUGUCAAAGAUGGGUGCAGCAGAUGAGUUGACAGAGCAACAGGCCAGGCAGCUUCACUUUGAUCUUGAGUCAUCCUAUAACUCGUUCAUGGCAGCUUUACCCAAUGCUGGUAAUUGAUUGGUGAUGGGUAGUUUGUCAAUAUUUGGGUGUGGUGUUCUUUGUGGGUGACUCGAUAUAUAGUGUUUUGUGUGGAUACAGCUACUUGUUAGAACCUCGUUGAUCUUUUUCAAGGGCUCCUAAUUUUCUGCAGCCUAUAUAUUAUGCAUAUGACUCCAAUUCUGAACUAAAUAUUAGUAUUUUGUGCGAUCAAACUAUAUGCUAGAAGUACUUAAAAGAGUUAUAGUUGGUUUCUAGAUUUGUAAUGUUUGAUUUUAAUGAAUGAGGAUGCUCCAUUACAGGGCACUUGAAACU